AUGCAACCCCCCGCCGCUGACCCCUUGAAUGUGCUGAACGUCAAGCGCACGGGAGAGAAAGUGGACCGCCUGGCUUUCCACCCUGUCCUCCCCUGGAUCGCUUACACUCGGAGAGACAACAUUGUGUGUAUAUGGAACUUCGAAAGCGACCAGGUCCUGGUUGCGCUCGUGGGAGCGCACAAGGGUGCUGUCACGGCGCUGCAGGUCCUGGGGAGCGAGGCAGCAAAUGGCGCAGAUCGCUUGAUCAGUGCGGUCUGGGAGCCGUCAACUGCUGCAUAUGGCCCAGGACCUCGACGUGAGAUCUCUCCACGCCUGUUUUUCAAGGCUCAUGAGGCAGCCGUUUCAAGUCUCUGUCUGGUGGAGGUUUUCCCAGGCGAAGGGAGCAGCCGCGUGCAGUACCUUGCCACAACAGGUGAGUCCACCGUCCUCAUGGGGCUCCAUCCAGAAUCUGGGGCGUCCUCACACUGCCUUGAUCUGGCUGGCUGGCUUGAUCCUGGCCAGAAGAAGGCUGUCAAAGUGUAUGGUGCUUUUGGACAUCCCCUCAGGCCGCACCUCCUGGCCGUGGCAACCAACACCGGCCUGGCCCUCCUGGGUUUCAGCGGGAGCGGCCCCCCUGCUGUGCUGGCGCUGCCGCAUCAGGUGCUGACCCUGGACGCGAUCGCCAGCAUGCCCGAGGCCGCGCCCAACGCGCCGUCUGCGGUGCGGGCUGCACAGGGCUUCACCUGCCUGGCUGCGGCAGGGCAGUCACUCUGGACUUCCAGCCUGCGCCUCGAGACGACGGCUGGGCCACCCGGCUCGUCAGAGAAGAGUGUGCGCCUGGACCAGGGUCCCCGGGAGGCGAUUGCAAAGCUGGAGCACAGCGGACCGGUGCUGCUGGCGUGCAGUGCCAGCGGGCGCAGCGUGAGCGUGGUCUGGCCGCAGCGGCAGCUGUACUGCGUGUUCUGCCUGGCACCCAGCGGUGUCUGGGAGGUCAUCGACUCGGGUGCUGCGUCGGCCCUGGUCUGGAACAGCCUCCAGUCUCAGUAUGCUCUGCUGUGCUCGCCUCCUGUCGUUGUGGAUGCCCCCAAGCCCAAGAAGGGCAUGUUUGCCGCCUUUGGGAGGCGCAAGCACAGCACUUCAGCGCCCAAACCGGAGGAGAGUGCUGAGUCGGCACCAGCACACGGCGCGCGUCCCGGAUCGCACGUCCAGGUGCACGUGGUGGACGAAUCCCGCGCCGCGCAGUGGGUUGUCAAUCAGGGGGUAAGCCUCGACGGCCUGCCCUCGGCGUUGCACGGCGGUCCAAUGCUGGGUGUCGUGGUGGAGGGAAGGGCGAGCGGUGGAGAGGGGCUCAACGCUGGGCUGCAGCUCCUCAGCUGGACCAAUUUCACAGCCGUCGGUCCGAGACUGCCGGAACCCCGCUGGCUGAGCUGGGAGCCAGACUGUACGGUGCUGGCUCUGGCAUACCAAGACAGCGUGGAACUGUGUAGAACCAACCCUCGCUUCGAGGCAUACGCCUCGCUGCCGAUCCCAGAAGCGUGCUCCGGCAUCUGGCAGACGCGGCAGCUGUUCCUGGCCACCCCCACCGCCAUCCUUGCGGUCUUCACGGAUCCAGCCCAGGAGUUUGUGCAGACCAUCCCUCUGGCAAGCUACGAGGGUGUGGCUGCCUCGCAGGUGGCACCGUCCACUGAUUCAAGUCCCCUGCCAAUCACCGUGCCGCGGCCUCUCGGGCCUGUGGUGCUCAUGGGCAUUCGACACAGCUAUCUGUGGCUGGCAGAUGGGCUGGGCAGGCCGUACCUGGUCAGCCUGAGGCAUGCUGGAGUCCGGCUGAGGUGCCUGGCAGCACGCUCCGAGUUGAGCACUGCCCGCACCAUUGCCGAAAGAGGCCUUGGGGCGAUCUUUCACGACGACAUCGCGCGAUACCUGGUGGCCAUGGGGGGGCAGGAGGGCGUCGUGGAGGCCCUGCGGCUCACUGGCCUAUCACCCCAAGUGGAGACAGCGCUGGCAGUCAGAGUCGAGGACUGGGACCGGGCUGCUGCCGCUUUCCAGACCCUGGCCCUGGGGAUCAAGGACAGGAGCCUGCUCCAAGUCGUCACAGACUCGGGAGGGUCGCUCCUGGAAAGCUCAGCGGCCCUGGACGCACAUGCAGACCAGGGCAGUCUUGGUGUGGAUGCCGUGUCUCGCAUUUUGGAGGAGGAGGCGGCAGAGAGGGAAGCCGCGUCCAAGUCGUUCAACAAGAGAAAGAAGGAUCGGCAGGGAGGUAGCGAAGAGGAUGACGAGGAGGGAAGUGCCGACAAUUCAGCUGCUGAGGGAGGGGAGGCAGAGGAGGAGGAGGUGAAGCCUUCUGACAUCGACUGGGACGCCGAGCUUGCUGACACCUCGAACAACGAUCCCUUCAGGGGCGAGGCGGAGGGCGCUAGGCCCCUCGCGCCGCCCACCGUUUACGCCACCGCAAGUGGAAAGGCCCUGCAGUCCAUUCUCACCCAGGGCCUGGACCUGGCCGAUGCUGCCAUGGCAGCCGGCCACUGGGAUGCUGCGCGCAUGGUCCUCGGCGUCUUUGUGCGCAUGGCCAGCGCUCUGCCACGCACAUUCCUUGCCUCCCUUGUUGUGGGUCUGGGUCAGUGCGCCAUGACCGAGAGCGCUCACACGCUGGCUCGCGCCGCGGUGGUGGGUGCCUCCCCGAACCUCCAUGUUUCCUCUGUGGCAGCUCCCCUGGCGGCCCUCAUCGGCGGCCGCAACUCCCGCGCGGUGGCUGCCACGCUCACGAAGGCCGAGCUGGCGCCCCUCGCGUCCGUAUUUGCAAAUGUCUGGGGCGUUCAGGGGGAAGACCCUCCUGCAGAGGCCUGGGAGAGGAUGCUGGAUGCAGACGAUCCUCACAGGGGCCAGCGUUUUGUCGUAGUUCCGCCUGUGCUGUGA
Molecule: messenger RNA, 2892 nt
Organism: Auxenochlorella protothecoides
Lineage: Eukaryota; Viridiplantae; Chlorophyta; Trebouxiophyceae; Chlorellales; Chlorellaceae
Exons: 12
Coding region: 1-2892 (963 amino acids)
Molecular function (GO): protein binding
Source: RefSeq, a predicted model, not a curated record